Messenger RNA from Castor canadensis (American beaver), 2835 nucleotides. NCBI's taxonomy places the organism in Eukaryota, Metazoa, Chordata, Mammalia, Rodentia, Castoridae. The record is from RefSeq and is a predicted model, not a curated record.
AGAGCGGAAAGGAUUCCCUUCUUCAUUAAAGGACUCCAAAAGUACAUGGAAUGAGCACUGUAGUGUCCUUUCCGAUUUUCACUCACAAGAAGAAACCAGUAUGCAGUGAAGUGAGGAAACGGCUUUGAAUGAAGAGAUAGUCUCCCUUCAUAAAUUUCUCUUCAAGUCACAGUUGGAUGAAGGUCCUACAGGUAGCUACCUGGUCUGUAACAAGUUCAUUGAAUGACUACAUUUGAGCCAGAAGCUGAAUUGCUUGAACAGGAAUGACUUAAAGAAGACUAGAAAGCAUCUCCAUGCAGGCUCAGUAACACACCGGGGCUCUUCUCAGAAUGACCCAUGGACUGAGUGAGUUUUAUCUUUGAUUUGGGUGAUGCAGCUUAUCUCUAGAAGCCCUCUCUACCUCAGAGACACCCAGGUGUGCACUGAGAAAAGCCCACAAGCAUGGCUCUUCAGAUGUCUGUGCCUUUUAGUCCUUGGAACUCAGUGCUGUUGCUGGUGGCCCUUGCAUGUUCUGAAGCAUCUUCCAGUCUGAAUGUUUCCACAAGUCCCCGUGCCCAGCACAUACCCAGUGCUGGGUUUGCAGCUUCCAGCUCAGAGCCAGAUGAAAGGAUAUCUGUUUUUGAACUGGAUUAUGAUUAUGUGCAAAUUCCUUAUGAGGUCACCCUCUGGAUACUUUUAGCAUCUCUUGCAAAAAUCGGCUUCCAUCUUUACCACAGACUGCCAGGCCUCAUGCCAGAAAGCUGCCUCCUCAUCAUCGUGGGGGCUCUGGUGGGCAGCAUCAUCUUUGGCACUGACCACAAGUCACCUCCGGUUAUGGACUCCAGCAUCUACUUCCUGUAUCUCCUUCCACCCAUUGUUCUGGAGAGCGGUUAUUUCAUGCCAACUCGGCCCUUCUUUGAGAACAUUGGCUCCAUCCUGUGGUGGGCAGGCCUAGGAGCCCUGAUCAAUGCCUUUGGCAUUGGCCUUUCCCUCUACCUCAUCUGCCAGAUCAAGGCCUUUGGCCUCAGUGACAUCAGCCUGCUGCAGAACCUGCUCUUCGGCAGUCUGAUCUCGUCCGUGGACCCUGUGGCUGUGCUGGCCGUGUUCGAGGAGGCGAGGGUGAACGAGCAGCUCUACAUGAUGAUCUUCGGGGAGGCCCUUCUCAAUGAUGGCAUCAGUGUGGUGUUAUACAAUAUAUUAAUUGCCUUCACCAAAAUGCAUAAAUUUGAAGACAUAGAACCUGUUGACAUUUUGGCUGGAUGUGCCCGAUUCAUCAUGGUGGGAUGUGGAGGAGUAUUUUUUGGCAUCAUUUUUGGAUUUAUUUCUGCAUUUAUCACACGUUUCACUCAGAACAUCUCUGCAAUUGAACCCCUCAUCGUCUUCAUGUUCAGCUAUCUGUCUUACUUAGCAGCUGAAACACUCUAUCUCUCUGGUAUCCUGGCAAUCACAGCUUGUGCAGUGACAAUGAAAAAGUAUGUGGAAGAAAAUGUGUCCCAGACAUCCUACACGACCAUCAAGUAUUUCAUGAAGAUGCUGAGCAGUGUCAGUGAGACCUUGAUCUUCAUCUUCAUGGGCGUGUCCACCAUUGGGAAGAACCACGAGUGGAACUGGGCCUUCAUCUGCUUCACGCUGGUCUUCUGCCAGAUAUGGAGAGCCAUCAGCGUAUUUGCUCUCUUCUAUGUCAGUAACCAGUUUCGGACUUUCCCCUUCUCCAUCAAGGACCAAUUCAUAAUUUUCUACAGUGGUGUGAGAGGAGCUGGAAGUUUUUCACUUGCGUUUUUGCUUCCUCUGUCCCUUUUUCCUAGGAAGAAAUUGUUUGUCACUGCUACAUUAGUAGUUAUAUACUUUACUGUAUUUUUUCAGGGAAUCACAAUUGGUCCUCUGGUCAGGUACCUGGAUGUCAGAAAGACCAAUAAAAAAGAAUCCAUCAAUGAAGAGCUUCAUAUCCGUCUGAUGGAUCAUUUGAAGGCUGGAAUCGAAGAUGUGUGUGGGCAAUGGAGCCACUACCAAGUGAGAGACAAGUUUAAGAAGUUUGAUCAUAGAUAUUUACGGAAAAUCCUAAUUCGACAGAAUCUACCGAAAUCAAGCAUUGUCUCUUUGUACAAGAAACUGGAAAUGAAACAAGCUAUUGAGAUGGUGGAGUCUGGGAUACUAAAUUCCACAGCUUUCUCCAUUCCUCAGCAGGCCCGAAGGAUACAGGAAAUCAAACGGCUUUCCCCUGAAGACGUGGAGUCCAUGAGAGACAUUCUGACACACAACAUGUACCAAGUUCGACAAAGGACCCUGUCCUACAACAAAUACAACCUCAAACCACAAACAAGUGACAAGCAGGCUAAAGAGAUUCUGAUUCGCCGCCAGAACACUUUGAGGGAGAGCAUGAGGAAGGGUCACAGCCUGCCUGGGGGAAAGCCGGCUGGCACCAAAAACAUUCGCUACCUCUCCUUCCCCUGCAGCCAUCCCCAGCCAGCAAGGAGAGAAGGGAGGGCUGUUGAAUCCACAGAUGAUGAUAGCAGCAAUUCAGGAUGUCCAUCCAUCACGUUCAGCCCAUACUCUCAAACAGGGUUGCUUCAGGAAAGACGACCUACACAAGAAAUGAUCCCAAUGAAGCCCUUGCACAGAGGAGGAAAGGCAUUCAACUUAGGCCAGCAAGGCGACAACAGCCAGGAAGAGCAUGGUGGCAGAGGCAGGAGGGUGGUUUUGAGGCCCAAGCCUCUGUUUCACGCUGUGCAUGAGGAGUAUGAAUCUGAAGGGGAGACAGAGGAGGAGGCUUCAGCUACUCAGUCUAGAUGGUCAACUGAGCACAGACAUGGCAGGGAACGUUACAAGUCCCAUAGUCCUUUGCUCCAAAGAAAAUAG